This is a messenger RNA of Heterobasidion irregulare TC 32-1, 234 nucleotides long. RefSeq lists its product as uncharacterized. The annotation marks the transcript as partial. The transcript has a single exon. NCBI's taxonomy places the organism in Eukaryota, Fungi, Basidiomycota, Agaricomycetes, Russulales, Bondarzewiaceae. The record is from RefSeq and is a predicted model, not a curated record.
AUGUAUAAGCGAGUCGAUCAAAAGGUGAAGCCAGUGGCUGGAACGUUUCCGGAGUUUGCCCGAGUCACGAGGCAAUUCCCGGAAGAUCCCUUGCUUAGUCUGCCGGUUUUGACUCCUAAUCCUCCGGAAUUCAAGCCAACAGAAAGGAUUUCAGAGGAGGGAAUGAAGAUGUUGCUUAUUAAUGAGGAAGGAUGGCUUUGGCCAGAAGAAAUCAAGUUAUUUCAACAUAUUAUG